AUGGGCUUGCACAAAGACUCUCCAGAAAGGCCACUACUGACUGCAGGAAGCCCAGUAAAGGAAGGAGAAUCUACCAGUCUGACAUGCAGCGCUCCAUUGUUCUGCCCCAAACAACCCCCCUCUCUGGCAUGGAGUGACACGCUGAACGGGACAGUGCACCAGACUGUGCACACUGGAAUAAAGGAGAGUCGUUCUGUGUCAUCGCGCCUCACCUUCACGGCCUCAUUUCAUCUCCACAUGAAGAACAUCACCUGUACAGUGUCGUACCCCGUGGAGACUGAGAAGAGAAGUGCAGCGCAGAGUCUAACACUUAAUGUCUUGUAUGCUCCAAGAGAAACAUCAAUCCACCAUACUGACCAAAUAUUUAUGGGGCAAUUGUUAACCCUCACCUGUAAUGCCAGUGCAAACCCAACUGCCAACUUCUCCUGGUUUCAAAUAAAUGGAGCCUCAGCCUUGCUGAUAGGACAGCAACAAGAAGUGACCCUCGCAUCAGUGACCCCUGGUGACAGUGGCCGGUAUUACUGUCAGGCAGAAAACCCGUAUGGAAAGGACAACUCAAAACCAGUCAUUCUGAAUGUGCUGUUUCCCCCUAACAACACCACCGCCAGCUUAAAUUACACAAGUGGCAUAAAGGAUGGUGACCCAGUAGCGCUGAUCUGCAGUUCCAGUGCCAAUCCAGCUGCCAACUACUCCUGGUUUCAAAUAACUGAAGCUGCCAUCUUACUGGUGGGAUCAGAACAGAGUUUGACUUUCACAACAGUGACCCCUAGUGACAGCGGGAGGUACUACUGUCAGGCACAAAACUCACUUGGGUUGGAGAACUCAACAUUCGUAUUUCUUAAUGUUCUCGCAAAUACGAAGACAGAAAACUCCAUCUCAUUUCUAAUCAGUGGGAUCUGUGUUAGCGUUGUGUUUUUUCUGGUGGUCUUAUGUAUGGUUGUAAAUUUAAAAAGGUAAGUUGGACCCUAAUACUCUAUCAACUCCUGUCACCCUGUGAUUUACUCAUCAUUAGGACCUGCUUAUUGUAAUGUAGCUCAACAGUAGGAUCAGGGCCUAUUCAGAAGACAUGAACAAACCUCCAAGUCUGUGGUGGGACAAACACACUGACACACUUAUGUGU
Molecule: messenger RNA, 1120 nt
Organism: Erpetoichthys calabaricus (reedfish)
Lineage: Eukaryota; Metazoa; Chordata; Cladistia; Polypteriformes; Polypteridae
Product: B-cell receptor CD22-like
Exons: 5
Coding region: 1-957 (318 amino acids)
Source: RefSeq, a predicted model, not a curated record